Molecule: messenger RNA, 1626 nt
Organism: Puccinia triticina
Lineage: Eukaryota; Fungi; Basidiomycota; Pucciniomycetes; Pucciniales; Pucciniaceae
Exons: 6
Coding region: 1-1626 (541 amino acids)
Source: RefSeq, a predicted model, not a curated record
AUGAAGCGACCAGCCGAUGAAUCCAGCACAGAACUAUACCCGAUUGUCAGCAACAUUUACGACAUUGUCCCCCUUCCUUUUACUCAAGAGGUACCAGUCCAACCAUCCGCGCCCUUGAUUCCAAAUUCCUUGCGCAUGAUUCGAAUCACCAAUGCAACUGCCCCUUCCUUUCCUCAACCCAUCCAUCGAUUUACCAUCCCCGGGUGCACGCGAGCCGAUGCCGAUGCAUUUGUGACAGCAAUGCAGACAACCGUCUAUUGGAGUGUUCAGCGAUCGCCUAAAGAGAAGUCAAGCAAGACAAAAGCUGGCCGAACGGGUUGUCCCAUCAAGAACCACUUCCGGAUCGACCUCAAGUGCCCGCACGGCGGAGUCCACAUCCCAGUCCCCAACUCAAGGAAGCAGCACACCUUAUCCCGGAAAUGCGGCUGCCAGAGCAAGUUCAGCAUCUUUCACGACGUCCAGAGCAACUCCCUCCGAGUUGAAUGGCACUGGCAACACAACCACAACCCUUUCUCAAAGGAGGAGAUUGCUGCCAAUCGAAUCCCCAAGAUGUUGGACAACUGGCUCACCGAACGUGUCCUUGCAGGGCUUGGCUGGAAGGCGAUACAGGCCCUGGCAAAUUGUCCAGAAAUUGCUGCUAUGCGCGGCCGCGGGAUCAAGUUGGAAGCCGGAAAUCUCAAGCUUGACCGGUUUCGAUAUCUUGUAGCCGAAGGGAUCAAGCGCCAACGGACGAACAAAUUUCAAGACAUGGCAAAAGCGAAGGCGGACGAAUAUACCCCAGCAAUCAUGCAACUACUUGGCAUCAAAGUCAGGCAGACUCCCAGUCAUUUCUGUAUUUUUUCGUUCACAUCCCCUGCAACCAAAGCCUACAUGUUUGUCGAGCGGGCAUCACCACCUCCCCAGCCGCGCAUGAACCUCGACGACUGGGCCCCUGAUGGAUCAUUCCGUCGGGAGCUGCCACCGAAUGGUCCGGGCAACACAGCUCCAACCGGCGGGCAAACGACCGAACGAUCAAAGAAGCGCCAAAUCAACGAGCCUCAGUCCUCGCGUGAUGGACCGGAGCCGAGCGCAGAAGACACUGAAGUUGACGAGCCACUGAUGAAUGACGAAGAUUUUGCUUUGUUUCUUCAAUCGUUGGCAAAGAAACCCAUCUGCCCGGUAAUCCCCACUCCGGUUCCCAGCAGUGGACCGCUUUUGAACCCCGACGAAGUACUCCGGCACCUCACAAAUCUGUCUGCUUCCGCCCUCGACGCCUUGCAGCAAACAAUUGAUUUACUCAAAUUCAUUGAGAACCGGCGGAUGAUCGCCAAAAAAACCUCUCCGGAGUGGAUGUGGACAUUCAGGAGGGCCUCCGAAAGUAUCCGACAGUCCGUUGUUGUACGAUGCCCAAAGGCGCCAAAGUCAAGAGAAGUCGACAUGCCCGGAAUAUCGGUUGUCCAGUCCCUACCACGAGAAGAAGUCGACAUCAUCAUUGACCGGCUACAACAAGCGGGUUUCAACGCUCUAAAGGCAGCACAAGGCUUCAUUACCCACAAGGAUCAUAAAGCAGACUUCUUGGCGAACUCAGAGGUCACGGAGAUGGAGUCAUUGAGGGGUAAAGAAGCAGCGAAGAUGAGUGAGCAGUAA